Molecule: messenger RNA, 2809 nt
Organism: Brassica oleracea var. oleracea
Lineage: Eukaryota; Viridiplantae; Streptophyta; Magnoliopsida; Brassicales; Brassicaceae
Exons: 4
Coding region: 1-1557 (518 amino acids)
Source: RefSeq, a predicted model, not a curated record
AUGGCGACGACGAGUGAUUCAAUAUCAGUGAAGAUUAACUGCUUCCACUCGGGUGUGUUCAAAGCUGAAGAUGGGAAGCUAAAUUAUGUCGAUGGUCUUUUGGAGCAGUUUGAAGUCGAUGGUGAUGCGGCUUAUGAAGAAGUUCAGAAGAUCAUUGUUAAGAUAUUUAGAGUGGGGAGAAUGUGGUACAAGUUACCAUUUGAGGAUAUAUCAGAGAAGAAGGAGUUGCUUGAAGAUGACGAGAAAACCAAAAAGAAGAUGAGUUCUAAUGGUCGUUGGUACGAGGAGCUUGAUGUCUUCAUAGAGAAACCUGAAACUGGUGUUCUUACUGGUGAUGGUGCUGUGGUGGACGCAGUGACUGGGAACGAACCUGUUGAUGGUGACGAGUUGGAUGUUGAGCAACAAGAUGAUAAUUCUGAUGGUGAUCAUGGUGAUCAUGAAGCAGGAGAGAGUGAAGAUGAGUAUCAAGCGAGUGAUGAAUCUGAUAAAGAAGAGGAUAUUGACAGAAAUUUUGAAGAGGAUGUUGAGAUGUUCAGGGAUGAGAACUACGAUGAGGAGAUUCCAGACGAGGAGGAGGUAUAUUCUGACACGGAGGAGUCAUCUGAUGAUGAAGAGGAACAAGCUGAGAGGAUGGCUAAUAGGGGUGAAUUAGAUGGCAUUUUUAGUCUUAGGCAGGCCUUUUACAGUGGUGAAGAGUUCAAGAAGCAAGUGAUCAAAUAUAUUCUGAAGACGAGAAGAAAUAUAGUCUUCAGCAAAUGGGAGAAGACAAAGAUUGGUGCUAAAUGUGGUGGUAAAGGAAGUGUGUUGCGUAUAUACUGCUCAGUAGAGAGACUCAUCAAGAAAUGGAUGGUGAAAGUGUAUGUUAACACACAUACGUGCCAUCCCACAGGGAAGUGUAAACUCAUCAAAGCCCCUGCCAUUGCUGAAGUUAUGUUGGAGAAAAUCAAGAAGGAACCUGAAAUGAGUGCUCCAAUGAUUAGAGAAGAGUUUAGGGAUAAGUUUAACAUCAUAAUCUCUCCCGAGCAGGCCAAGAUUGCGAGGCGUAUUGUUCUUGAUAAGCUACAGGCCGAGUGCAAUGAGCAUUUUGCAAGGCUAAAUGACUAUGAGAUGGAACUAUUACGUUCAAAUCCUGAUAGCAAAAUAGAGAUCAAUACAACAACAAAACCAAAUGGAGCGAAAGUAUUCCACUCCAUGUAUAUCUGCUUUCACAAAAUUCGCGUGGCAUGGAAGGAAUAUUGCAGGCCGGUUAUUGGAUUAGAUGGGACAUUCCUCAAGCACAGCUCUCUUCAAGGACUGAUUCUCACUGCGAUAGGAAGGGAUCCCAAUAACCAGAUAUAUCCAAUAGCAUGGGCUGUGGUCAACUCUGAGAGCAAUGAUAAUUGGCAAUGGUUUAUUCACAGGUUGAAGAUUGAUUUGGGUUUAGGCAUGGGUGAUCUUGUGACAAUCAUUUCAAAUCAGCAUAAGGGACUGAUUCAUGGAGUUGCAGUUGAGUUGCCAAGAGCUGAACAUAGAGCUUGUGCUAGGCACAUUUAUUCUAAUCUGAAGAAGAAUCAUUAGUCUGAUACACUGAAGCCACUCUUCUGGCGUAUUGCAUGUAGCUACAACGAGGCUGACUAUGAGAAGAGUUUGGAUGUUUUCAAAUAGUUUGAUCCACUAGCAGCUGACGAGCUUCUGAAGAAGGAUCCUUCUACUUGGUGCAGGGCUUUUUUCCGGAUAGGUUCGUGUUGUUCUGAUACACACAACAACUUCACUGAGUCUUUCAAUAGAACUUUGAAGAUAGCAAGAAAGAAGCCUUUCAUUCAGAUGCUUGAGUUGAUUAGAAGAGAUGCAAUGCAGCGGAUAGCUACUAGAUGUAAGACAGCGAAAGAUGAGACGAGUCUCGUUACAAAGAAGGCGAGAAAGGAGGUUGAAAAGUCUUGUGAUGAAGCUAAGCAUUGCUAUUCUUUGCCUAGCACAGGUGGUGAUUAUGAGUGUGUUGAAUUUGGAAAUGGUUACAGUGUGAAUUUGCCAUCUCGUAGCUGCGCUUGUAGGAAAUGUGACUUAUCUGGAAUUCCAUGUCGCCAUGCUGUAUCUGUUAUCCGUGAGAACGGUCUCGAGGUUGAAGAUUUUAUUUCAGAUUAUUAUCUGACAUCAAAGUGGCAAGGUUUGUACAUGAAUGGGUUGAGUCCUGUCAAUGGCCCAAAGUUUUGGAAGAAAUCUGGUGGAGACCGUAUUGAAGCACCGCCAUACAAGAGACCUCCUGGAAGACCAAAAGGGAAGGCAAGGAUCAAAGGAGUGAAUGAAUCUCCCAAGAAAAAUGUGACCAAAGUUGAUUGAAAAGGAAGAAUAUGUCAUUGUGGUCUAUGUGGUGGUGAAGGCCACAACUUAAGGAAGUGUUCUCUUGAGUCUGAAGAAAGCAGAAAGCGUAGGCGCCUCAACAUGGAACAAGCAGCUCAGGAACAAGCAAUUGAGGACGUUUCCUCAACUACACCACUGAUGCAGCAUCGUGAUACCUUCACCGCCAAGCAACUACUUUUCUAUUUUCGGCUUUUUUAAGAUUUCUUUUUCUAUCUAUGAUUUCUUUUUCUUAGAUUUGCUAUUUUUAAGAGGAUUAGGUUAUUAUAAACCGUCUCUAAUACCUAUAUAAGGUAUUGUAAGUUGGCUUUAAUAUUCUGUUUUUGAAAGAUAAUAAUCUAGAGUUUUCUCUAAAGCCUUGUAUUGAUUCGAUUAUGUCAUCAAUCCGAGAGCCUUGUAUCGAAUUUGAUUAAGUUCUUCGAUUCAAGAAGUCAGGUCUCUAAAGAUUUAAUCUAAAUCUUUAGAUUUGAGCUGA